Molecule: messenger RNA, 408 nt
Organism: Brugia malayi
Lineage: Eukaryota; Metazoa; Nematoda; Chromadorea; Rhabditida; Onchocercidae
Exons: 4
Coding region: 1-408 (135 amino acids)
Source: RefSeq, a predicted model, not a curated record
AUGAAAGACGUUAAGCGACCACAAGUUGUACCGCCAACAUUAAACGAAUUUACCAGAUGGCGCUAUAUUGGUGUUUGUACAAAGCAAGAAGCUGAAUCAUUUGUUCAGUGUUUGACAGAAUUUCGUUUGUAUCAUCAAUGGGAUAAAUCGAUCAACCUAGACGUUAUCGACCAUCUACCACUUACAGUGAUAUAUCGUUCAUCGGUUGGUGAUCACUUCCACUGGCUUGUUCGAACAAUGGGUGAGAUAAUUGAAAACAAUGAUACAAAACAGAGAGAAUAUAAAAUUCGAAGUUAUUACAUUGAACAUAGUGGACCAUCGUUACCAACUCUAAAUGAACUCAUUCGAUGCUACGAAAAUCGUACAUACAACAGAUAUGGUUAUGUUGACGUAUUCGGAUUACCAUAA